AUCCAUGGAGCAAAGAAAGAACCUUAGAUUGUUGCUUAUCCCUUUGCCACUCCAAGGGCACAUAAACCCAAUGCUUCAGCUUGCACACAUCCUUCACUCUAAUGGUUUUUCCAUAACCAUAAUCCACACAACUUUCAAUUCCCUUAACCCUUCAAACUACCCCUACUUCAGCUUUUGUUGCAUCCAAGAUGGUUUGUCUCAGACAGAAUCCUCUUCUUCCAAUCUCUUGGACUUCAUCAUUGCACUCAACAUUAAAUGUGUAACACCUUUCAAGGAGUGCUUGACAAAGCUACUUUGUGAUUUAUCUGUUGAUGAGGAACCUAUUGCAUGUUUGAUAUCAGAUGCUUUGUGUUACUUCACUCAAGCCAUUGCCAACACCCUUAAGCUCCCAAGGAUUGUGUUGAGAACUGGUGGUGUGUCAUCCUUUGUUGCUUUUGCUGCCUUUCCAUUAUUGAGAGAAAAAGGUUACAUACCUAUUCAAGAAUCUAAAUUGGAGGAGGCAUUGGAAGAGCUACCACCAUUGAGAGUGAAAGACUUACCUAUGAUUAACACAAAGGAGCCAGAGAAGUACUAUGAAUUGUUAUGCAAAUUGGUCAACGAAACCAAAGCCUCAAUGGGAGUGAUUUGGAACUCUUUUGAAGAAUUAGAAUCAUCAGCUCUGGCAACACUGAGCCAAGAAUUUUCCAUCCCAAUGUUCCCAAUAGGCCCAUUUCACGAGUACUUUCCUACUACCUCUUCUUCUAGCAGCUUAAUAUCACAAGACCGAAGUUGUAUUUCUUGGUUAGACAAACACAAACCCAACUCUGUGAUCUAUGUGAGUUUUGGGAGUAUUGUUGCAAUAAAUGAGAGAGAGUUCUUAGAGAUAGCUUGGGGCUUAGCCAAUAGCAAGCACCCAUUUUUGUGGGUCGUUAGACGAGGACUGAUCAGUGGCUCGGAAUGGCUUGAGCCAUUGCCAAGUGGGUUCAUGGAGAAUUUGGAGGGUAGAGGCCACAUAGUGAAAUGGGCCCCUCAGCAAGAAGUGUUGGCCCACCAAGCAAUAGGUGCAUUUUGGACUCACAACGGUUGGAAUUCAACGUUAGAAAGUAUUUGUGAAGGGGUUCCUAUGAUAUGCAUGCCAUGUCUCACAGAUCAAAAGGUGAAUGCUAGGUAUGUGAGCCAUGUUUGGAGGGUUGGCUUACAAUUAGAGAAAGGAGUGGAGAGAGGGGAAGUAGAGAAGACCAUAAGAAGAUUGAUGAAAGCCAAUGUUGAAGAGAAGGAGAUGAGAGAUAGAGCCUCAAAAUUGAAGGAAGUGGCAAAACUUUGCAUGAAACAAGGGGGUUCCUCUUACUCUUCUUUGGAAGCCUUGGUUACUUACAUUUCGUCGUUGGAAUCAGUUGCAAUUGAAGCUCACAGAGCUUAACAGUUUGAAUCUCUCAACUCCCCAACUGUGUUCCAUGAAAAGGUAUUG
This is a messenger RNA of Abrus precatorius (Indian licorice), 1447 nucleotides long. Its product is annotated as UDP-glycosyltransferase 76B1-like. The transcript is spliced from 2 exons. NCBI's taxonomy places the organism in Eukaryota, Viridiplantae, Streptophyta, Magnoliopsida, Fabales, Fabaceae. The record is from RefSeq and is a predicted model, not a curated record. Gene Ontology annotation, molecular function: UDP-glycosyltransferase activity. Bases 5 to 1399 code for a protein of 464 amino acids.